This is a messenger RNA of Ectocarpus sp. CCAP 1310/34, 1256 nucleotides long. The record is from the annotation of a GenBank genome assembly. Lineage: Eukaryota; Phaeophyceae; Ectocarpales; Ectocarpaceae.
AUGACGUUGCCGCCCCGAUUUCUCGGGGGCAAGUACGCGGAGGCGGACCCUCUGUACCUUCGAGCUAUUGAUAUUGGGAAGAAAAUGUUGGGCCCUGACCACCCAGAUCUUGCCGCAUGGCUCAACAACCGGGCGGGGUUGUUGAAGAAGCAGGGCAAGUACGCGGAGGCUGAGCGACUGCAUGAGCUGGCCACCAAGACUUGGGAGAAAGCGUUAGGUCUUGAGCACCCAACCGUUGCCACAGCGUACAACAACCGGGCGGGGCUGUUGAGAGCCCAGGGCAACUACGAUGAGGCGGAGCGACUCUACAAGCGUUCACAGGCCAUUCGGGAGAUGGUGCUAUGUCCGGAGCACCCUGAUGUGGCAUCGGUGCUCAACAACAGGGCGGAGCUGUUGCAGUGCCAGGGCAAGUAUGAGGAAGCAGGCCCUCUAUAUUUACGAGCAGCCGCCAUUAAUGAGGCAGCCCUUGGCCCACAACAUCCGCGAGUGGCUGCGGACCUAAACAACCAGGCGGGGUUGUUGUACCGACAGGGGAUGUAUGAGGAGGCGGAGCCGCUGUUCAAGGGCUCGCUUGCUAUAUUUGAGAAGGUUCAUGGUCUUGAUCACCCUGAGGUCGCCACAAGCUUACACAACUGGGCGCGGGUGUUAGAGAGCCAGGGCAAGCACAACGAGGCGAUUCCACUUCUGGAGAGGGCGUACUCCAUCCGAAGGACGAGGAUGGGGGAGCAUCACCAAUACACGACCGACACUCAGACCGGCCUGGAGCGUGUUCGUCAACAUGUUCGUGAACAAAAGGAGACUAGCUAGCAAUGGCCGAGGGAUACGUAGCUAUGUUCGUGGACAGGAGACUACCUGGUGGUCGAAGAAGCCUGAUACCCUAGGAUAUAGAAAGUGCUUCGUUCGGUGUUGCCGGUGUAACGGGCAGAGAAGCACCGGAUCGAAGGCGCUUCCUCUGUGGAAAGGGGUGGGUCGCUCUUUGAACGCGAUCGACACAGGCCGGGGCAAGCUCCUAGCGCAGAGUGCCCUUUGUGCUGCAGGACGUACAGCUGUAGCCUGCGCCACGUUGUUCAUGUCGCGGAAGAAGUAUUGUUGCGUUCUCGUCAGUGUCGCGCUUGGCCUGUUGCUGGAUAACACGUGAUAACCCAGUGCUUGGGUCCUAGUCUCUGUCGCUCCUCGCUGUGUCCCCGGUGCUUGCGCCGCAUGAAUCGGACACAAAACCUAUGCCUGUCUUCGUUCAUUCAAAAUUGCAAUGUCUU